This is a messenger RNA of Protopterus annectens (West African lungfish), 1183 nucleotides long. RefSeq names its product abl interactor 2-like. NCBI's taxonomy places the organism in Eukaryota, Metazoa, Chordata, Ceratodontiformes, Protopteridae. The record is from RefSeq and is a predicted model, not a curated record. The transcript is spliced from 9 exons. Bases 95 to 1183 code for a protein of 362 amino acids. Gene Ontology annotation, cellular component: lamellipodium. Gene Ontology annotation, molecular function: SH3 domain binding.
GUGCUGAUGGUUGCCAGGAUACACCGGAAGAUCCUUGUUCCCUCUUCCGGUGCCGCUCGAGUAACAGUAACAGCAGCAGUCAAAGGAUGUGAAAAUGGCGGAACUUCAGAUGCUGCUGGAAGAGGAGAUUCCUGCUGGUCGAAGGGCCUUAUUGGACAGUUAUACCAAUCUAGAGAGAGUAGCGGACUAUUGCGAGAAUAAUUAUAUCCAGUCUGCAGAUAAACAGAGAGCUCUAGAAGAAACCAAAGCCUAUACAACUCAGUCAUUAGCAAGUGUAGCAUAUCUGAUCAACACUUUAGCCAACAAUGUCCUCCAGAUGCUGGAUAUACAGGCAUCACAGCUGCGACGCAUGGAAUCUUCAAUUAACCACAUCUCUCAAACCGUGGACAUUCAUAAAGAAAAGGUUGCUAGAAGAGAGAUCGGCAUCCUUACCACAAAUAAGAACACCUCAAGAACUCACAAAAUCAUUGCUCCUGCCAACUUAGAACGGCCUGUCCGCUAUAUUAGAAAGCCCAUCGACUACACAGUUUUGGAUGACAUUGGACAUGGUGUGAAGUGGUUGCUUAGAUUUAAGGUUACUACACAGAACAUGAAAAUGGGUGGUUUGCCUCGUACAACACCUCCAACACAGAAGCCUCCUAGUCCACCAAUAUCAGGAAAAGGAACUAUUGGGCGUCAUUCUCCAUAUCGCACUUUAGAACCAGUGCGCCCCCCAGUGGUGCCAAAUGACUAUGUUCCAAGUCCUACACGUAAUAUGGUUCCUACACAACAGAGUCCUGUCAGAACUGCUUCAGUGAACCAGAGGAACCGCACCUACAGCAGCAGUGGUAGCAGUGGAGGAAGUCAUCCCAGCAGUCGAAGCAGCAGCCGAGAAAACAGUGGCAGUGGAAGUGUGGGUGUUCCUAUUGCAGUUCCAACCCCCUCUCCCCCGAGUGUCUACCCAGCUCAUCCUGCUCAGUUCUACAGUAUGAACAGACCAGUGUCACGACACCCCACAACAACCAUAGGAGGCUCCCUACCGUACAGACGCCCUCCUUCUGUCACAUCACAGGCCAGCAUUCAGAGCCAAGUGAAUGGAGGGCCAUUCUUUAACCAAGGUUCAGGGUUUUAUAUUUUUCAUGUCCCUAUGUUUAAGUUUGUUCAUAGCUGCUUGACUAGUAUUCAGUACAAACCUACUGUUUAA